Molecule: messenger RNA, 534 nt
Organism: Diversispora eburnea
Lineage: Eukaryota; Fungi; Glomeromycota; Glomeromycetes; Diversisporales; Diversisporaceae
Source: the annotation of a GenBank genome assembly
AUGCAUAUUUGUUUUACUUCAGUUACGGUGCAAAUGGGCAUCGAUAAAUUUCAUUGGGAAAUAAUAAAGAAUGAAAAAUCUUAUAACAAUUUUACAGUCCAAGAAGUUGCUUUAUUCGUAGAAUCUCUCCGCACUAACUUAGUGAUUGAAACAAUAAAUCAAUCAAAGGAAUUCAUUAAUUAUGCUGUAGAAAAUUCUGAACAAGUUAAUAUAGUUACGUCUGAAGCUUUUGGUUACCUUACAUCUUUUAUGGACUUCACAACGUUUUUAAUUUUAGCUGAUCGUCCUGGAUAUUGUGAUUUUUGCCUUUCCCGAAGUUAUUUGGAAGAUGUAUUACCCGAUAAUUAUCCUUCGGUUGAUACGGCUUCUGAUCUGUCUGAACGAACCCGCUUUAACAUAAAUUUCUUUGUAUCGUUAGAUAGAAAAUUUUCACAAAAUUAUGUUCCAUCGGAUCAAGAUAUUUUAUAUACACGAAUGAAUACUACUGAUAUUGUUGAAACUAUAUUUCGUUUGGGUCCACUUGCCUAUCGAUCA